CGCCGUCGAACUCCAGCGAAGAAGAAGAAGCAUCAGAUCUACAAACAAUGUGUGCCUCCAUUUUGCCCUGCGCUAAUCUACUGUGAUGCUUUAGAGAUCAGAGAACCGAGCUGCUGUUUACUGCCUGGCUGCCUGCGCCAGUUAAGUGGCUACGUGUAAUUCAAGGGGGAAAAUGGCAGAUAGGAGGAAUAAUAAUGUUCCCAACACCACCAGUGCUAAUCUACUGUUCAGCGGCGCUCCGGAGUUUAACUUCAAUCUGCCCUUCAUGCCAGUGAGUCAGGCCACCGGUCCGGCGGUGCUGUCCGGAGAUGAUUCCACUGAUGUUGGAGAAGAAGACAGCUUUCUAGGUCAGACCUCUGGGAAUGGGCCAGCCCCCUCCACAUUCAACUACUUCUCCAGCCCCGUGACCAGCAGUGACCCGUUCGCCGCCAUCGGCCAGUCGCCAUGCCCGCCGCCAUCGGCCCUGUCAGCAGCCCCGACAUCAGCAGGCCCGGUGUCUGUCCCCAGCAGUGUCAGCAUGGCUCCACCGCCCCAUCCAGGCUCACAAAUGAACCCCGCUCCUCCUCCAGCGUUCGGCGGCGCCGCUUACCAGAGCCCUAUGGGGCGUCACACUCCUCCCCCCGCCACAAUGACCCCACCACCUCCUCAGAUGCAGCCACAGAGUCAUAACCCGUACCGACACACCCCCAUCAGCAGCAGAGCUAGUCCGUAUAUGCCAGCUCCAGAGGUCCUGCCGCCAACACACAUACCUCAGCAGAAUCCAUACUCUCUUGGCUCUCCGCCACAGACAUUCCCGCUGUCAGGACCCACAUUCACAAAGCCUGCUCUUCCUACACAUUAUCAAGCGCCUCCGCCUACAGCCUCCACUGCUGGAGUGAUCGUCCCUGCAGGUCCCAUGAUGCAAUACAACUACAAUGUCUAUGAGCCUGUUCAGCCUCACUGGUUCUACUGCAAGCAGGUGGAAUCAAAGAGCGUCUGGCUUCCUUUCAGUAUCAUUGACUCCCUUCAGCUAGAGGAGACGUAUAACUCAGUUCAACCAGACCCCGAAAAUGUGAUCAUACGUACAGAUGGAGGUCGUUACGACGUGCAGCUCUACGACCGCAUGCGGACUUCAGUGUACUGGGAAGAGGAGCCUACUGAGGUCCGGCGCUGCAGUUGGUUCUACAAAGGAGAUACGGAUAGUCGCUUUAUUCCUUACUCUGAGGAGUUCAGUGACAAGCUGGAGGGAGAAUAUAAGAAAGCCGUGUCUACCAACCAGUGGCACCGUAGACUGGAGUUCCCAUCAGGAGAGACCAUUGUCAUGCACAAUCCAAAGGUGAUUGUGCAGUUUCAGCCCUCCUCCAUGCCGGAUGAGUGGGGCACAACUCAGGACGGGCAGACCAGGCCCAGAGUGGUGAAGAGAGGGAUUGAUGAUGACCACGAUGAAGUGCCGGAUGGUGAGCUCCCAACGGUGGAUCAUCUUGUGUUCAUGGUUCAUGGAAUCGGUCCCGUGUGUGACCUGCGGUUUAGGAGCAUGGUCGAAUGUGUGGACGACUUCCGCAGUGUGUCACUGAAGCUGCUGCACAGUCACUUUAAGAAACCGCUGGAUGAACACGCCAUCAGCAGGGUGGAGUUCCUCCCUGUGCAGUGGCACACGGCUCUACAUGGAGAUGCCACCGGGGUGGACAGGAGAAUCAAGAAGAUUACGUUGCCCAGCACUGGACGUUUACGUCACUUUACAAAUGAGACUUUGUUAGAUGUGCUUUUCUACAACAGUCCCACUUACUGCCAGACCAUCAUGGACACAGUUGCCCAAGAGAUUAACAGACUUUACGCCCUGUUCCUGAUGAGGAACCCAGACUACAGAGGAGGCACAUCAGUGUCUGGACACAGUUUAGGUUCCCUGAUUCUCUUUGACCUGUUGUCAAAUCAGAAGAAUGUCUCUACUGCACUGGCCACGCCAAUCAUACCCACUGCUAACGGAGAAACCAAACAGGUGGCAGCACCCGUUAAGCAGGAAAUUACUGCCGUCACCCCUCCAGCUGUGGAAGAGGAGCCCAAAGAAGACGGGGAGGAGUUUGAGGAUCUCUCUGCAAUGCUGGAAAAUCUGGGCUUGUCGGAGUACAAAAAUACCUUCGAUGAGGAGAAAAUUGACGUAGAAUCUUUUCUCAUGUGCACAAUUGAGGACCUGAAAGAGAUGGGAAUCCCGCUGGGUCCCAGGAAAAAGAUCGGCAAGUUUGUCAAAGAAAGAGUGAACAAGCAGGCUGCACGUCAGGCCGCCCAGGAGAAGAAAGCAGAGGUCAAAGAGGUCAGUCAGGUUUCGGCGCCCCCGCCAGUCGUUGAAGCUCCCCCUGAUCCCUCUGUGAAGACGCUUCCAGUCGGCAACAGCGUCUCCGUCCCCGUCGACUACAACUACUUUGAAGUUGGCACUGGGCAGGUGUCAGUGGUCUACCACGCUCUGGACUUUGAGCCGAUGAAUUUCUUUGCUUUGGGUUCUCCGAUCGGCAUGUUCCUGACGGUCCGAGGACUGGAGAAAAUAGGAGAGACGUUCCAGCUGCCCACGUGCAAGGGAUUCUUCAAUAUCUACCAUCCGUUGGACCCAGUGGCGUACAGGAUUGAGCCCAUGAUAAUACCAGACCUGGACAUUAAGCCUGUUUUGAUCCCACAUCACAAAGGGAGGAAGAGGCUUCAUCUCGAGUUGAAGGAGAGUCUCACCAGGAUGGGCUCUGACCUGAAGCACGGGUUUAUCAGCUCUCUGAGGACCGCCUGGCAGACGCUCAACGAUUUUGCUCGCGCCCACACGUCGUCUGCCCAGCUUCAGGCUGAGCUGGCCAUGGUGGCCAAUCAGAUCGAAGAACAGGAGAAGCAAGCGCAGGAGGAGGGCAAGAUCCCAGAGAGCCCUGAGCCAAUAAAAGAAGAGGAGCCUGAGGUGAAGGUCGGGAUGCUGAACGGAGGGAAUCGCAUCGACUACGUCCUGCAGGAGAAGCCCAUCGAGAGCUUCAACGAGUACCUGUUUGCCCUCCAGAGUCACCUCUGCUACUGGCAAUCUGAAGACACAGCUCUGCUUAUUCUCAAAGAGAUCUACAAGACCACGGGGAUCCAUCCAGAGCAGAUCGCACAUUAAUACAAUGAAGUACCGGAGAUGAAGAGAAAGCCUGUCUGAAACUUUACCAUUUGGUUUAUUUCAUGUCAGUUUUCCUGGAUUUUAAUUUUUCUAAUUUUUUUUUCUCUUUUAUUUUCUAUUCAUGUAGUUUAUUGUAUACAGAUGAAUAAUACAAUUGUAUUAUGCCAUUUGUCUUAAAUUAAGAAACGUACAAAUGAGCUUGUAGAUUCAGCAGACACUUGACAUGUUUGAUAUUACAUUUUUUUAUAGUAUAAAUUAUAGAACUGGUCAAGUUUACUCAAAAUAUGUGUCACCAAAGCAAAUGCUAACAGCAGAAAUGACUAUGACUUAGCAGCAGUUAAUGCAGCCUUCUGUAAGUUUUACUUUUAAUGGCCAAAAUUUAAAAAUAAAUCAUUUCCUUGCACAUUCUGUUUGAAUUGUUGUGUUCUGCUGAGAGGAAGACAUGUAACGUUUCUCCUGCAGGGUGAGGAGACUGUAUGACUAUCUACAAAAUGCUGUAAUAUUAGCAAAAACAUUGAUUAAAAAGAAUUACAGUACAGGAUGAGAUGCAAGAAUAACCUGCUGUCAUUGUGAGGAAAAUAAAGCACUUCUUGCCUGCUCU
This is a messenger RNA of Sebastes umbrosus (honeycomb rockfish), 3704 nucleotides long. RefSeq names its product SEC23 interacting protein. The transcript is spliced from 18 exons. Gene Ontology annotation, cellular component: COPII-coated ER to Golgi transport vesicle. The record is from RefSeq and is a predicted model, not a curated record. Gene Ontology annotation, molecular function: metal ion binding; protein binding. The coding region runs from base 173 to 3103 and encodes 976 amino acids. NCBI's taxonomy places the organism in Eukaryota, Metazoa, Chordata, Actinopteri, Perciformes, Sebastidae.